GGGACUCAACCGGCGGCCGCAAAAUCAAAAACUUCGUGCGCACCGCACACCACCCGCGACCGCGGAGGUGGAGCUUUCAAAUCCCCCGCCUCUGCUUCUUAUUCCCUCCCCGUCUCCAAAUUUUCGGCGAAAUUUUCCAUUCCCCCACCCGCCCUUCACUCCCUUCCCCCGUCGCUCUCAGCCGCGCAGCGCUAGCUAGGGUUGGGACCGAUUUGGGGCCUAGGGUUAGGUCAGUUUCCCCAUGGCGGCGGCGGCGGCGGCGGCGGAGGGGUCCGGGGCAGAGGGCCGCGGCGAGGCCGGCGGCGGCGGCAGGCGGCAGCAGCAGCAGGGGUUGGCGGAGCGCCGGAUGCUCCGCUCCCAGUACCACGCCAUGAAGAGCCUCAUCAACGAGGAGAGGGAUGACAUGGCGAAGGAGGACUCCGACAAGUUCGCCUCCAUCAUCACGCAGGUGGAGAGCUUGCACGAGCAAGUGCAGAGACCCAGGGAGCAAGUAGCGGACGCAGAGGCUCUGCUGGACAUUACAACAAUGUUGGUAAAAUCUGUGAGGUCCCAGUCAAGUGAAGGAAUCACACCUUCUGAUUUCUUAACAGCAUUGCUGAAGAAAUUUGGGCAGCAAGCAACCCUUGAUUCCGAGCCUGUCUCGUUGCGCUGGGCUGAUGUUGGGCUUUCUGCUUCACAUGUCUUCAGGGCUGCGCCUGGAUGCUGCACCAUGCUUGGACCCAUGGAUACAGAAGUAAAGCAGCGUAAGCUUUCAGUUGUUAGUAGAAAAAGAAGUGCCAGGCCAACUGAAAAUACUUGUCCUGAAGAGCUUGCUGAUUCUUCAGAGGGAGCAAAGACAGACACUGACCGGAAUGUGACUGUUGUAUUUGAUAUCCUGAGGAAAAAUAAGCGUGCGAGGCUGGAGACCCUUGUUUUGAACAGACAAUCAUUUGCCCAAACGGUUGAGAAUGUUUUUGCACUGUCUUUCCUAGUUAAAGAUGGCAGGGUGGCAAUAAACAUUGAUGACAAUGGGCACCAUAUAGUCUAUCCACGAAAUGCGCCUGCUGCUAGUGCCAUAGCGUCAGGAGAAGUGUCCUACAGCCAUUUUGUUUUCAGAUAUGAUUACAGAGAUUGGAAGCUGAUGAAAGAAGUCGUCCCUGAAGGGCAAGAACUGAUGCCGCACAGGACCGCGCACAGCUUCUCUGCUGAAGAGCGAGAACAGCUGGAGCCGUGUGCGCAACGAACACCGAUAAGGAAACUUUGCCGGAACCGAGGUUUGGUUCUUCAGGAGCAGAUGGUUGUUGCAGAGACACCCGAGGAGGACAGAAGCUCCAAACGCAAGCGUCUAUUCAUAGAUCAGGAGUGAUGAUGCCUGUUUGAAAUGCCCUACGCGGCGGCCUACCCUGUGUUUGUAUGUGUAGAGGUAUCGCCUGAUUAACGUAUCCAUUGUAGAACAAGGUGUACCAUAGCACCGCUUGUGCUAGUUAUUACCUUGGGACGAGAUUCCUCCGGGAGAGGAAAGAGCGCAAUAGAAAUGUAAGCUCAAUAGAAAUGCUACUGUAGUUCUUUAGAUCAGUCGGCUUAAAUAAUGUUCUUGGAUCGGACUUGUGUAAUGACGCUCACGGUAAUAUGCUUGCGCUGAUAGAGAAAAAGAAAGGGUUUGCUUCUAGCUGAA
Molecule: messenger RNA, 1654 nt
Organism: Aegilops tauschii subsp. strangulata
Lineage: Eukaryota; Viridiplantae; Streptophyta; Magnoliopsida; Poales; Poaceae
Product: non-structural maintenance of chromosomes element 4 homolog A
Biological process (GO): DNA repair
Cellular component (GO): Smc5-Smc6 complex; nucleus
Source: RefSeq, a predicted model, not a curated record